Molecule: messenger RNA, 1382 nt
Organism: Quercus lobata
Lineage: Eukaryota; Viridiplantae; Streptophyta; Magnoliopsida; Fagales; Fagaceae
Product: probable mediator of RNA polymerase II transcription subunit 36b
Exons: 7
Coding region: 117-1058 (313 amino acids)
Biological process (GO): box C/D sno(s)RNA 3'-end processing; rRNA methylation
Cellular component (GO): small-subunit processome; nucleolus; box C/D methylation guide snoRNP complex
Molecular function (GO): RNA binding; histone H2AQ104 methyltransferase activity; rRNA methyltransferase activity
Source: RefSeq, a predicted model, not a curated record
UCAAACGCCUAUGAAAAACCUUACGUAUAUGUUUCCAUUGUAAGAGUAAGAGGUCCGCUGAUAUAAGUUUCCUUAACCCCCAACUGUCUCACAUUUCCUUCAAAGUCACAGCAGAAAUGAGACCCCCUCGAGGUCGUGGUGGUGGUGGUGGUGGAUUCAGGGGUAGGAGUGAUGGAGGGAGAGGUAGAGGCAGAGGUGGUGGAGGUGGAGGUGGAGGUGGAGGUGGAAGAGGCUUUGAUAAAGGUGGUGCCAUGAGAGGCCGUGGUGGUGGACGUGGUGGCCGAGGUGGUGGAAGAGGCCGGGGAGGAGGCAGAGGUGGAAUGAAAGGUGGAAGCAAGGUUAUCGUUGAGCCUCAUAGACAUGAAGGAGUAUUCAUUGCAAAGGGUAAAGAAGAUGCUAUUAUUACUAAGAAUUUGGUCCCUGGUGAAGCUGUCUACAAUGAGAAAAGGAUAUCUCUGCAGAAUGAAGACGGAACAAAAGUUGAAUACAGGAUUUGGAACCCAUUUCGUUCAAAAUUGGCUGCUGCCAUUCUUGGUGGUAUUGAUGAAAUAUGGAUUAAACCCGGUGCUCGGGUUCUCUAUCUUGGGGCUGCUUCUGGAACCACCGUCUCUCAUGUGUCUGACAUUGUUGGCCCUUCUGGAGUUGUUUAUGCUGUGGAGUUUUCUCAUAGAAGUGGUAGAGACUUGGUUAACAUGGCAAAGAAGCGUACAAAUGUUAUCCCAAUCAUUGAAGAUGCUCGACAUCCUUCAAAGUACCGAAUGUUGGUAGGCAUGGUGGAUGUGAUAUUUUCUGAUGUUGCUCAACCAGAUCAGGCAAGAAUUCUCGCUUUGAAUGCAUCAUAUUUUCUGAAAGCUGGAGGUCAUUUUGUAAUUUCCAUCAAGGCCAACUGCAUAGAUUCCACACAACCUGCUGUGGCCGUUUUUCAGAGCGAAGUGAAUAAGCUAAAGCAGGAUCAGUUCAAACCAUUUGAACAAGUUACCCUUGAACCUUAUGAGCGUGACCAUGCUUGUGUGGUUGGUGGCUACCGUAUCCCCAAAAAAUCAAAACCUUCCGCCUAGAAAAUGUAGGCCAUCUAAAAGAAUCAAAAGCUGAUGCCUAUAAGUUGAAUCUUAACUCUAUGUUUAGCUGACUGGUCUUUUGAUGGUUUCUUUUUUGGUUCUAUCUACUCUUUUCUUGGACGCUCAAUUUGGGGUAUACUCUUUUAUUAAUUUGUUUUGCUCUUCUCUCCUAUUUUCCUAUAGGAAUUGUUGGUGUUUUCGUUAAAGCUGAUGUGAGGUGAGGAUAAUCAUAUUUCAGGGGAAGUAAUUAUUUAUGUUCUGUAUCACAUUUCAGGCCUCUUUGCUUGCUUGGCUUUUCAAGUGAUGUGAACCUCAGUUGAGCCA